Molecule: messenger RNA, 3671 nt
Organism: Drosophila ananassae
Lineage: Eukaryota; Metazoa; Arthropoda; Insecta; Diptera; Drosophilidae
Product: defective chorion-1 protein, FC125 isoform
Exons: 5
Coding region: 98-3628 (1176 amino acids)
Biological process (GO): chorion-containing eggshell formation
Cellular component (GO): egg chorion; extracellular region
Molecular function (GO): structural constituent of egg chorion
Source: RefSeq, a predicted model, not a curated record
GUCAGUCGGCGAAUGAGCUCCGGCAGACACUGAUCGGUCUUCCAGCUAGUGUAGAAAUUCCCCAGAGCUUCCCCAGGAUCACUCAAUCAGAAACAGGAUGAGAUCGCACAGCCAGAUGCUGCUCCUCCUGGCGCUACUCGGCGUCCAGGUGGCAGUUCAUGUUUCCGGCCAGUCUCCGGCGGAGGCGCAGCCCCAAGCCACCGUAACCUCCGGCAGCGAUGCCACCCAGGCCCUCGACGAAAUUGAACAGGAAGCAGCCAGGACGAAAGCCAACGAGAGCACGCAGUUUAUCCGUCCCAGGUUUCCCACCCAGGAUGAGAUGCUCUCCCAAAUGGGUCCGCCCAUUCAGCCCUUCUCCACUAACCUACCGGCCCUCGAUGCCUUCUACAUGAUGUUCCCGGCUCUGGGCAGUCUGCUCCGCUGGGGCAGCGUCUUCCCCAUGGGCUCGCUGCUAGGCGCUGUGCCUGAUACUCUGCUCCAGCCCACGGGUGCUGCCUCCAAGGUCGUUCUCGUCCUGGCCGACGAUGCUGCCGCCAAGACCAGAGUACCGCGACAGGAUUCACCACCGCCGCCCCCCAACCCCCUCGAUUGGGCAGCCAACGUGGGUCAGAUGAUAACAAACAUGCAGGCGAACCCGCUGCUACCGCCUAUGCCUCUGGACGCCACUCUGGGAGCCCCGCUGCAGAGUCUGUUGCCACUGGGUUCGUUGACCGGUAUCCUCGGCCAGGCAGCUCCCGCUCCAGCCGUUUCUGCAGAUCCUCCACCACCACCUGCACCUGUGCCCGACACCCCAGCUCCGGCUCCGGCUUCACCUCCAUUUUCUGCCUUUGAUCCAGCUAAUCUGGGACAAAGCAUAACCAGCAUGUUGAGCCAGGCGCCACCCAACUUCCUGUCCCAAAUGCCCGCUGUGCCGCAAAUUCCGCAGCUCCAACAGUUUGCUCAGUUCUUGCCUCAGAUUCCCGGACUCUCCCAAGCUCCAGUCGGCCAGGCCUCUGACAUUUCCGAGGUGCGAGUGCGACCAGAGAUUCCGUAUGUGACUGGAACGCCUCAGAUGAAGAUCAAGACUGCCCUGGAGAAGGAGCAGGACAGGAGGCGGGAACAAGAAAUGGACCAGGAGCAGGACCAAGAGAGAGUGCCGCUAUUGUGGUUCCGUCUGCCCGUCGGACAUGAUAGAAAUACCCAGGGAAAGCCCAUCGAGGAUCUGCGAGUGGAGGCCAAAUUGAAGGCUUUCGAGCGCCAGGUGAUAACUGAGCUGAAAAUGCUCCAGCAGAUCGAGCGAAUGGCCAAGGAGAUGAGGACGAGUGCCGCCACCGGCACUGCCGCCCAGUCAUCGGACUAUCAGCUAAAUUAUCCACUGAACCAUACGCCUGUCCACAAGAUCACCCGGGCGGACAUCGAGCAGGCCCUCCGGGACGACUACGUCCGGCGACUUGUCCAGAAGGAGGCCCAGCGCCGUGGCUUCAUCAACCGAAAGACCGGUGGCUACAAGCGACAGGCAUUCGCCGAGGAUAAGAAUCUUUCUAAGGAGGAGAUUGUCCAGAUCAUGGCCUAUGCCUACCGGAUGGCCAACGAGCAGAUGGCGGAGGCGGAGAAAAGCAAGCAGGACAAGAUUUACGCCGCCUACAGGUCGCCAGCAGAACGCCAGUGGUCGGAGGAUCAGGCCAAGAAGCAGGAGAUUCAACAGCCGAGGCAGAUGAUCCAGCAGAACCCCCUGAUGAUGCCACAACACCAGCAGAUGGUUCAGCAGAACCAGAUGAUCCAGCAGAGUCCCAUGAUGAUGCAGCAGAGGCAGUGGUCCGAAGAGCAGACCAAGAUUCAGCAGGAGAGGCAGUGGACGGAGGAACAAGCUAAGCAACAGGCCAUCCAACAGAAUAACAUGAUGAUGCAACAGCAGAGACAGUGGUCCGAAGAACAGGCCAAGAUCCAGCAGGAGGAACAAGCUAAGCAACAGGCCAUCCAACAGAAUAACAUGAUGAUGCAACAGCAGAGACAGUGGUCCGAAGAACAGGCCAAGAUCCAGCAGAAUCCCACCAUGAUGCAGCAGAGGCAGUGGUCCGAGGAUCAGGCGAAGCAGCAGCAGCACAUGAUGCAGCAGCAGAGGCAGUGGACAGAGGAGCAGGCUAUGCAACAGGCGAUCGCCCAGCAACAGGCUGGUAUCCAGCAGGGCCCCAUGAUGAUGCAGCGGCAGUGGGCAGAAGAGGAAGCUAAAGCUCUCCAGGAUCAGCAAACGAUGCAACAGCGGCAGUGGGAUGAGCGACAAUGGGCGGAUGAGAAGGCCAAGGCCCAGCAGCAGCAGUCGCUCCAGAUGGGCCAGACUCCCAUCCAGAUGGACCAGGCUCCUAUCCUGCAACAGAUGCACCAACAGCCCAUGAUGCAGCAGCGCAUGGAGCAGCUGCUCACCCACAACCCACCCACGAAUCUAGGACAGCCGGCCGGAGACGAGGACCCCGAAGACGCAACCAUGCUGGGCGAGGCGGGUCCCCAGAUGGCGGAGAACGAGGGAACAGCCCGGCACAAAGUGGAUCCCUUGGGACUCGGUGGAAACAAGCGCAAGAAGUCCAAGUCGAGGCGUCCCGCAGUUGUCAACUACUACUACCCAGCUCCCCAGCCACAGCCCCAGUACCAGGUGCCCCAGUACCAAGUGCCCCAGUACCAGGUGCCUCAAUAUCAGGCGCCCAGCUACGGCACAUCCUACGGCGGCGGUGGCUACGGGUCUAAUGCCUACGGAAGUGGAGGCUAUGCCGCCAAUUCCUACCAAAGGGCGGCCGUGGGCAACGAGGAGGUGGACGACAUGCUCCGUCGACACCAGACCUUGGCCAGGACAAUAGCCCAGCCAGCAGCGAGUCAGGAGGAGAAGCAGCAGGAGCAGAAGACGACCACGACUAGUACCACAACCACAUCCACGACGACGACGACAGAAGCCCCACCAGCUUUGGAGGAGCAGCCACUGUCGGAGCAACGAAUUCACAAAAGUCCAUCAUCAGCACCGCCAUCUGACAUCGCCGUAGCACCACCAUCCGAUUCCGUUCCCGAGCCCGUGCUGGGCUCCGUCUUCGAGUUCAACGAGGGACUGCUGCAUCCGUUCAUGGGCCUUCUGCCGGUGGAGCGACCCGACGAUCCCUGGCGCCGGAAGCCCUACGAUCCCCAUCGCCCUCUCUACUCGGGGGGCGGUAGCUAUGCCGCCUAUCUAAAGGAUGGUCGUCGACGCAGGGACACCCACAUCAUGGGCCAGGCCACACCCGGACUUCUCACGCCCGGAAUGCUGGAGCGUCUGCUGCGGAUCAAGAUGGAGUUCCAGCGCCGGUUUCCCCACCUCUACCAGGGCAUGCUGAGUCAUCAUGCCAACCAGACCAGAGUUGAGGUGAAGCCUCCGGUUCUGGGCAGGGCGUCAUCCCCCGAGAGCCUGACCAAAAAGAUAGCACCAAAGGAGGAGGAACCCAUAUUCGAGCUAGGAGCUGCAGAGCGCAACCUCUUCGAGGACGAGGAGUCAGAUCCCCUGGAAGACGAUCCCGUCCAGGAGUUGGAAAACGAAAACGAGAAGGAGGAAAAAGAGGAGGAGCAGGAAAAGGAGCGGGACGAUAACGAUAUCGAUUACUUUAACUUUGGCAAUGACGGUGAUGAUUAUUAGACUUUUGUUACAAUCUCAAUAAAAACAAAUAUUUUUAAUUAAA